CACACGUUCCGUUAACUUCUCUAUUUUAAAAACUACUUGCUUGGCGAUAUCCGGGAAGGGACCAACCGCAUCACCGCGCCCGUCGACUCUACACCACUGCCACUCAUUUUCGAUGCAGUCGACCUGCGUACGCGUCGUUGGUCUCUACGCGCGCACGCGCGUCCGCUCUCAUGCAUGCAUCGACAAUAUUUUAUAGUUGAUAAGUUGUUGUUAAAUGUGUAGAAGUUACAUCGGUUAAUGAACUUUCCGAAGUAAACAAAGUGCCUUAUAUUUAUGCGGACGAUGAAUGUUCCGGAGAGGUGAUAUUUGUGGUUCCAGUUAAGUUUUCUGAGUUACCAUGAGCGGAAGGGAAGGCGGAAAUGCAGUUCCGUCUUCUAGUGCAAGCGGAGCGGGCGCGGGCGCGGGUGCUGAUGGCGGGCGGGUGACGGGCGUCACUCGGCGCGGCCGCUGCAAGUGGUUCAACGUCGCCAAGGGAUGGGGGUUCAUCACGCCUGACGAUGGGGGCCAGGAUGUCUUCGUACACCAGAGCGUGAUCCAGAUGCCUGGCUUCCGAUCGUUGGGAGAUGAGGAGGAGGUGGAGUUCGAGUGCAAAGAGUCGGAGAAGGGCCUGGAGGCGACGCGAGUGUCAGGGCCCUCUUCAGUUGACUGCCAGGGCUCUCACCGACGCCCGCUCUCCAAGAAACGCUUCAGAAAGAUACGCUGCUACAACUGCGGCGAGUUUGCCAAUCACAUAGCCGCAAAAUGCAGCAUCGGCCCACAACCAAAGAGAUGUCAUAACUGCAAGGCCGAGGACCACCUCAUCGCUGACUGCCCUAUGAAGGUCGAGAAAAAGAAGGACGAUCAGUCGAAGAGUUCAGACAGCUCGCAAGGCAGUCAGCAAGACCCACAGAGCCCACCUCAGUCAUAAUUCUAUUAACUUCGCCAGCAUCUUCUAUAUCAAGUCCCUAUAACGUGGGUUUUAUAGUCCCUUUAGACUUUCAGCGGCAUUUAUUCGUUCUUAAAUACUUCGACAUUCUGAAUUCAAAUACUGAAAUGAAAAACUAAUAUAGACACUUUAUUCUUGAAAAUUUUCGACGCCAUUUGGUUUUUAGAAUUAUUUUAGCUUUAUUUCUGUGCAACUUCUAUCUAGAUAUUAUAUAACGUAAACAUCUACCUCAUUUAGUUCUAAUGUAGAGUCAGUAUGAACUAGAAAUACAAAAGUAAAGACUGAUUGGUACAAAUCCAUAUUGUAGUACAAACUAUAUUUUACUGCUAGAAACUUAAGUUUUCAAACGUAAGUACAAAUUUUAUGUGUUCGAGUGUCAAUAUCUUAAUUACUUUACGUAAAUUGUAUUUACCUACCCAAAGUUAAGUGUGUGUUUAUAUUAUCAUUAUUAUAAUUUUUGUUGCUAUAUUUUCGAUCAACAGACUUUAUGUUAGUUUUUAGAAUUUAAUCAUAAUAAUAGUGUAAUAUGUAUUAUGGUUGGCUAUGAACAAAACACAAACAGACAUAAUCACUGCAACCUUCAAAGGUUUAACAAUAACUGAAAGGACAAGAUUCAAUAUUUACAUUUACAUAGGAACAUUAAGAAAUUGUUGUCAAUACUUUUGGUUCUGAAUUAACUAUAAAAAUAUUUUUUAAUGAGAACAUAAAUAUAGUACAAUACAUAAUUAUCAUAUAAUUUAGAUACAAAUAUACACUAUGGCUACUUAGUUAUAGAAACUACCUAAUAUAAACUAAAUGAACAUUGAGUAUCACAAAUAUAAGGAGUAAAUGAACUAAAGUACCUAGUGAAUUUGAAGAGCACAAGAGACGGUUAUAACUUACAACAUAGAGAAGAUUGAGGAUACGUGUGCCAAAGUUGAAGUAACUUUGUUGCAAUAAUAAUUUUAUUGUUAUUAGAUUUUAUCGUAAUGCCCAGUCACAUAUGCGAAUGACUAAACACAUUUUAUAUAUCAUUUCAAACUAUAAACUACCAGAUUUCUACUUUAUGAUUUAAUAGAAUAUUUAAACUUAGAUUCUGGUGGAAAUGCGUAUUUAUUAACAAAUUUUUCAUUAUUCUAUUGCCAUUUAUAGUUUCAAUUUGCGUUUGCUCAAAAGGCUAAGUUAAUCCUAAGUUAGUCGCAUCAUUCAUUAUCAUUAGUGGGUACUUAAUCCUGCAUUCGUGUACAGUUGAAACGAAAUUCUGCCAAUUUAGUUUAAGUAUUAAUUUUGCAAUAACAUUAUACUUUAGGCAUAAGUAUGAAACUCGUGUGAGACUGUUUAAUUUUCUACAAUACAUUGUAAUGACGAAAAAACUAAUUCUGUAAUGUACAAUUUCUCUAGUUUCUAUUUCGUUUUGGUUUAAAUUUGCAAUUGUAUAAAUUAUUAUUAUUGUUUACUUUUAUGAACACGUUUAAGCUACCAAUGCAAGGUGCGUAAGGUUUUUCAGUUACUGAUUAAUUGUUUGUACAUCAAAAAAAUCGAUUACGUCAUAUUUACCCUACGUAACGAGAAAUGAAAAGUAUAUAACACAACUGGAUUAUAUUCCUUUAAUGGAAGAAUUUACUAGACUAGCCAAAUAUCAUACUCAUUAAAUAUCCUCCUGAAAGUUUCUAAAGGUCCUUACCAUUCUGAAUCGAAUAUACAAGCAGCUUAAUGAUAUUUUUAUUCAGUAUUACCUAUCAGUAAUUACCCAGUACGUGCAAUGUUUGGAAAGUGAAUACGCCGACAAAGUAAUGGGGUCGCCCCUUAACUAACGAUCUUCUAAUUUAAAGAGACGACUUUGGCGAUUCGUAAAGAGGUCACUUCCGCCCCUCAUGGCAGGUGCAUACUUAAUUUAAUUCAGGUGGCCAUUCCGCUUUAUGAUUCUUGUAAAUUCAGCGCUUUUUCAUUUUACCCAACUAAUGAAGUAAUAGCCUUCAUACAGUAUGUUAUAUUUUACUUAAAGGUUGUGGUUGUAAAUGAGUAUACUUUUACAAAUAUUAUGUAUUUUGUCUUAAGUUAAAAAGGUUUUUCGAAUUGGAACAGAACGAAAUCAAUAAAGUUCAGCAAAUUAUAAUAUUCUUAUCGAAAAUUUCAUUAUAUGAGAAAAAAACAUUGUAAUUAAUUACAAGUACAAUUUAAAUAAUUACAAAUAACGUCAGGAAAUCAUAUUUUUUACGUAUUAGUCAAAAUAUUUGUGGCGUUUUAUAUAUAUCACAAUUAUAUUUUCACAAAAUGUAAAUUCACACGAAAUACAUUAACUUGUCACACGAAAAGUAGAGUAAAUGCCGAGGGCAUCAAAUAUCAAACCAAUACUUUUUGAAAUAUUUACUUAGUAUUUUAGUAUAUUGCAUGACGUGUCAUAAUAAAAUCAUGAAUCAUAAACUAUACUAACCAGAAAAAGAGUUUUAGGUAUUAUAGAAUACGGGUUUCUUACAUUUUAAUUAUAUGAGUAAUUUUAUAGGUUUUAUGAUGAUUAUUUAUAAGUUUUAAAGAAAGACUAUUUGCAAACAUCUACCUCAUAAUUUAAUAUCGUUAAAUAGAGUUUAUAGAUAAGUUAAUAUUAACAUAUACAAAGUUUAGCAUUAUA
This is a messenger RNA of Pectinophora gossypiella (pink bollworm), 3533 nucleotides long. RefSeq names its product protein lin-28 homolog (gene lin-28). Gene Ontology annotation, molecular function: zinc ion binding; nucleic acid binding. NCBI's taxonomy places the organism in Eukaryota, Metazoa, Arthropoda, Insecta, Lepidoptera, Gelechiidae. Bases 338 to 907 code for a protein of 189 amino acids. The record is from RefSeq and is a predicted model, not a curated record. The transcript is spliced from 5 exons.